CUAUCUUCCAAAACCAUAAUGUAGCUAGCUCCGUGCAGCGUGUUCAGCCGUGGUUCUGGCUGGCCCCUGUCCCCAGCUGAUCGACACUUCCAAAUUCCGCGGCUCCACGACCUCCGGCCACUUGAUAAAAGGGCUCCUCCACCAGCUAUUCCCGGCAGUCAUCCCGGUCCUGCCUUAUUCUUGGCGCCAGUCAUCAGUUCCACAGCUCCACACCCACACAAACACGUACGUACGUAGUAGAACAUGCCAAUGGAGAGGUCCAUGUCCUGCGCCGAGCGGAGCACGUCCGUGACGGCGCCGGCGAACGACCUCCGGUGCCACAGCGCCUCCUACGCCGCCUCCUUCGCGCCGGCGGCGCACAAGAAGAUGCAGCGCGCGAAGAGCACCCUUUCUUCAUCUUCCUGGUCGCGCGCGGUGGCGCCCGCCGUGCAGCGGAGCGGCAGCACCAAGACCGUCUCCAGCCCCGCCCCGGGCCUGAACCUCCGGUGCUACAGCGCCUCCUACUCCGCCUCCUACAACCCUCUCUCCGGCGGCAGCACCCCGCAGGCCAAGGGGCCCAGCACCGCCGCCGCCCCCGUGUGGUGCAACGCCGGCCGCCGCUCCCUCAACCUCCGAAGCUACACCCCCUCCUUCGCCGCAUUGGUCGACGACGAGGCCCCAGCCAAAGUCCCGGCCAAGAAGGCGGCUGUAGCGGCUGCUCCCGGCGACGACGCCGAGGCGGAGCUGCAGAGGAAGAAGCGGCUGGUGGCGUACAAGGUGUACGACGUGGAGGGGAAGGUGAAGGGGUCGGUGCGGCGCAGCGUCAAGUGGAUCAAGGGCAAGUGCUCCCGCGCGGUGUACGGCGGCAUGUGAUCCAUCUUGCUCUGCUUCCGGCUCCGGCACGAGCUAUUGUUGAGCUUGGUCCUUCGAUCUACUACGUAUGAGCUAGAGUCUGCUCCUCUGCUUGCUCCCUCUUCCAUUUCUCCUUCUCGAUCGAACUAGUAGGAUUUUUGACGAUAUUUCUGAUGUGCCCUAGUAUGACAUAUGUACAGUAGUAUGAGCGGUGCUUCUCUUGGAGUCUUGCUUGGCCGCGCGCCGAGAGGAGUUGGUCUGUGUUGUCCUUGUACAUACCUGUAUACAUAUGGAUCCGUCCUCUCCUCCCCGUGUACCAUUACCUGCUUGUGUAAUAUAGACGCUAUGUAGAAUAUGUUUUUGGCACUGUGAGAUCAUGUAAAUAAAUAAAUCAUGUGUUACUACUA
Lolium perenne is the source of this 1238-nucleotide messenger RNA. RefSeq lists its product as uncharacterized. The record is from RefSeq and is a predicted model, not a curated record. NCBI's taxonomy places the organism in Eukaryota, Viridiplantae, Streptophyta, Magnoliopsida, Poales, Poaceae.